Paramecium tetraurelia is the source of this 1710-nucleotide messenger RNA. RefSeq lists its product as uncharacterized. Gene Ontology annotation, biological process: transmembrane transport. The transcript is spliced from 4 exons. Lineage: Eukaryota; Ciliophora; Oligohymenophorea; Peniculida; Parameciidae. Gene Ontology annotation, molecular function: transmembrane transporter activity. The record is from RefSeq and is a predicted model, not a curated record.
AUGUUGAAUUAAAUAUAUUAGAGACUACAGAAAUUAAUAAUCAAGCACAUUUAACUGCUAUUAUCAGUAAGUUUUGAUUAAAAAUAGUAACCCUAUUAAACAGAGCCAAUUUAUAUUGAAAGAAUAUACAUAAUAAUAAACAAAAUAUCCAAGUAAUAAGUUUUUUUUCUUUAAAUUAUUAAGCAGUUAAUUUAAUCAAUUUUUAAAUUCUUUACUGUGUUUAUUGGGUAAUUAUAAUGGAGAAUAUGGGAGAACAAAUUCUUUUGGUUAUUCAAAAAUGUUAUUUAAAAUCAACAAUAAACAACAUUAAUUUUAUGCUAUUUAUUAUAAUUCAUUUUUAAUUAUAUUUAAUUAUUAAAAAUGAUCAGUGCAAUUUUGCUCACUAUAAGGCGUAUUAUUAAAAAUCAAUACAUAUUAUUUUUUAAAUUUAGCAAAAUGAUUGACGUAUAAAUAAGUUCUCUCUAACAAAAUAGAGAUAGAUCAUUCAUCAUCAUUGUGAUAUUGAUAUUGAUGGCAAAUGCAAGUUAUAUGAUGAUGAUCCCCCUUUUUCCACCCUUAAUAAAAGAAAAGGGAUUCACUGAAGCAGGUAUUGGAAUUAUCAUGUGCUUCUACCCACUUGGCUGUAUACUGGCCUCCUGGAAGUUGGGUAAAAUGCAUAGCUCCAAAAAGAUGAUACUAUAGGGUUUGAUUGGAUAAUUGGUAAUAUCAAUUAUUUUGGGAAUAUCCUAUUUUUUAAACGGAGCUCUCUUUUUUAUUCUUUCCUCAUUUUUAAGAUUCAUCCAAGGAAUUUCUAACACCAUGAUUUAAGUUCCUUCAUAUUCGAUAACUGGACACUUAUUUUCAGAACAAGUCUCAGAGAAGAUCGCCAAAUUAGAAAUGGCUUGUAAUUUUGGAUUAGUUUGUGGUCCUUUGAUAAGCGGUGUCUUAUAUAUCCUAUCAGACAUCUAUAACUUUAAUACUUUUUAAUACUCCCUGUACUUGGUGGCAUUUCUAUACUUUGUAAUUACCCUCUGUGUAAUACUGUUCCUGGAUGAAAGGAUUUUCAACAUCGAUCAAUAAGAACAAGGAGCAUCCAUAAAUUACUAUGAAGUGUUUUAGAUUCAUGAAUUGAAUGUCACCUUCACUUCAUAUUUCUUCUUAGGAGUUGCUGCCUAGGCAUUACGUACUUAUUUGUCUGUGUAAUUAUUGGAAGUCUACAAUUUAGACGAUGCAAAUUCUUAGUUCCUUUUUAUGAUAUAUACCAUUGUGAGCGUCUUUGGAGCAUAUUAUGUGGCUGAAUAAAAGCAUUACACUCUCAAUCAACUAUAUACCUAUUGUCUCUACAUUGGGGCUUUUAGUCUAUUGCUCUAUGGCCCAUCUUAGAUAGGAUUACCACAAUCAAUUUAUGUCAUAUGUUUCGCUGACAUUAUCAGAGGAGUAGGAGUUGGAUCAGCACCAGCCAUUAUGAUGCCAUUGAUAGUACAAAUUAUGGAGAAGCAUAAGCAUAAGGAUCAAGCUGCUGAGAUAGGUUCAACGCUUUUGAUUGCAGGAUGGUCCCUUGGAGAUUUGAUUGGACCAAUUAUUGGAGGAAUAUUUAUAGACUAAGUUGGUUUUGACAAGACUAGUGUCAUUAUGAGUGGAGCCUUAUUCGCAAUUGGCUUCAUCUAUUAAAAAACCAGUCAUAUUGAUUAGGAAUAAUAAGCAAUAGAGAUGCAAAUUCUCAUUCAUUGA